GGCACGCUAACACCCAUUGUUCGAAAUCCUGAAGAUGCUCAACCUACACCAACGUUACUGCAAUAUCUUUCACAACUGUGUAAGGAUCCCUCCAACACCGUUUGGGUCAUUUCCGGCAGAGAUCAGAGAUUUUUAGACACUUGGCUUGGGAAAAUUCCUCGUUUAGGGCUGAGUGCGGAACACGGUUCUUUCAUGAAACAGGCGGGAUUAAAUGAUUGGGUUGACAUGUUGAAGGAUGCAGAUAUGUCAUGGAAAAAUAUCGCCUUGCAGAUUUUUCAAAAAUAUACCCAGGCGAACCCAGGCACUGUUGUUGAACAGAAGAAAUCUUCUAUAACUUGGCAUUACCGCAAUGCACUUGAUACCAUUGAAGCGUAAGAAGACACACGUGGUUUACUUUGCUGCACACGCAUGUUCAUAGUUGUGCAUAUCGUUGUUUGUGUUUUAAAAAUACUUGCAUUUUUUUUUAGUGAAAAACAAUCUAAACUAUGCCAUGAAGAAUUACUGCAAAUUCCAGGUGUAGAUAUUUUGAUUGGCAAAAUGAAUUUGGAAGUAAGAUCCUUGUUAGUGAAUAAGGGUGAGGUUGUCAAACGUAUCAAACAACAACAGCCAGCGAUAGACUUUGUGAUGUGUGCGGGAGACGAUCAGACAGAUGAAGAUAUGUUUCAAGUGCUUAAGGAAGACGAAAAUGCUUUCAGUAUUUCAGUCGGACCACUAUCGAAAAUUACAUUAGCCAAAUACUGUGUCGAGCAUAGUGAAGACAUAGUGCAUAUCCUUGGCCAACUAGUAGAAAGUCCAAGCAACUUAUAAAGUUGAAAGUAUGUCAUAGAAAGGGAAAGGUUGUGAUGAGAAGGCUUCUGAAACACAGCAGCAUCAUACCUCUGUACAAUAGACCAUCACGCAUACAUAGAUAUACACUGCACUGAGAAAAAAGGAAAACUUUCGAUAUAACAUUUCAUGAGCCUUUUUUUAACUUGUUCUUCUUCUUUAUUUUUUGUUUUAUUUAUACAUCCUCUUGAUAAUCAUUCAAUAAUAAAUAAUGUCGAUUUCUUUUUUC
This is a messenger RNA of Mycotypha africana, 1054 nucleotides long. Its product is annotated as trehalose-phosphatase-domain-containing protein. Gene Ontology annotation, molecular function: catalytic activity. Gene Ontology annotation, biological process: trehalose biosynthetic process. The coding region runs from base 409 to 807 and encodes 132 amino acids. The record is from RefSeq and is a predicted model, not a curated record. Lineage: Eukaryota; Fungi; Mucoromycota; Mucoromycetes; Mucorales; Mycotyphaceae. Gene Ontology annotation, cellular component: cytosol; alpha,alpha-trehalose-phosphate synthase complex (UDP-forming). The transcript has a single exon.